AUGUCCUCCUCUCCUCUUUUAAAAUCUUUUGACGACGAUGAAUCCAUAUCCUCUUCAUCUGAAAAGAUCCAUGUCGAAGAAUAUCUGAACGAGCCUUACAAAAACAUGCCUCGACGAUCACAAGAUCUUGUACCUGAUCUCGACGACCCCAGGAUAUACCUUGCUGCCCUCAUUCCCCCAGAGGAAGAUGCACAUCCUGACCAUAUGGGAGAUUUCGUGUUCACGUAUUUGAUAUGUAAACAAGGCGUCAAGGAGGAUCUCGCACGAAAACUCGCAAACCAAUCUUAUUUGGGAGCUCUCGCUCUGGCAGAUGGCGAUCUUACGUCAUUUGAUAAGAUGUUUCCUUCUCAUACAAAUGUGAUGACGGCGUUCCGUGGAAACGUUCAACGUCAUAUACGAUUGUAUAACGAGGUAAGAAAAUAG
Molecule: messenger RNA, 423 nt
Organism: Xylona heveae TC161
Lineage: Eukaryota; Fungi; Ascomycota; Xylonomycetes; Xylonales; Xylonaceae
Exons: 3
Coding region: 1-423 (140 amino acids)
Source: RefSeq, a predicted model, not a curated record